AUCAAAAACAGAUUCUUCUUAUACAAAGCUCUUCACUUUCUCUUCAUUUACGGCUGUUGCUGCUCUGUCUCUCUGUCUCUCAUGCUCUUUCAACACCUAUAAAAGCCCCUUUGCUCCAUUACACCCACUCUCCUUCAUAUCUCUCUCGCCCGCGCUUAUUACACAGCUCAACACAGAAACAAAGAAAUGUAUGCUGACAAUGGGCUAUUUUUUCCCUACUACCAUAACUUGCCUCAAGAAGCACAACUGUUUGAAGAGUUCAGUUGCUCUCAGAGACCCAAUGCUUCUAUGAUGACAUCUGCUGUAUCUGAAUAUGACCUUGGAGGAGAAGGGGACCUCUUCAAGGCUCCUGAGCCCAUUAUUGAGGAACCAUUUGUGGAUCUUGAUCCAAUGGCUGCUGCCAUGCCAAUGAUUUCUUGUUCUGAAGAUGUCAUCUCGUCCCAAGUGCUAAAGGUUUCGGAUAUUGAAUCAUCGUUCGAGAAGGAACAACUCCUUAGUGAUGUUUUCUAUGGAUGCGAAAGCGAUCUUUUGUCAAAAGGAGUAGAAACACCUCCUUCUUCUGAUGCCCUGGAUGCCAAGAUUCCGAUUACCAAGAUUAGCGAAGAAAUGGCAGCAGAGAAAAAUUUUGUGUCUCAGGGAUCGUUUCAGAAAAGCGUUAGCUCAGAGUCUCUAAGCUCCAUGGAGUUGGUGCAAGGGGCUGGGGCUCCACUGAGGCCUAAUUUUCUCGAUUUUUCUGGAAUGGACUUUAGUGCUGCUUAUGGGAUGAGAAGAUCAUUCAGCGAAGGGGACAUAAAGACUCUUGGACAUGGCAGUGUAAGCCUCACACAACAGAUUAUCGGUAGUUCCAUAUCUGAGGAUCGGAAGGAGAAGCUUUCGAGAUACAGAAACAAGAGGACUAAGAGGAAUUUCGGCAGGAAGAUCAAGUAUGCUUGCAGGAAGGCGUUGGCCGACAGCCAACCGAGGAUCCGAGGAAGAUUCGCUAAAACCGAAGAAAUAGAUGCAUCCAAGAAGCACUUGCAGCUGGUUAACUCUCUAUUAGCAAGAAGAAUGUAGAAAGGCAAUAGUUUAGGCAGGAUAUAUCUAUAUCUAUAUAUAUAUGUGGUCAAUAAUCUCCAAGUUUGUUCUUAGUGUUGCAAUAAUCUGCAUUGUGGAUCAGUAAGUACACCAACUAGAGCUGUAUAUAUAGUGUUUGUUGAAUAAAAAUAAUAUGCUGUUUCUUUUUUGAAAAA
This is a messenger RNA of Ipomoea triloba (trilobed morning glory), 1229 nucleotides long. Its product is annotated as zinc finger protein CONSTANS-LIKE 10-like. The record is from RefSeq and is a predicted model, not a curated record. Gene Ontology annotation, biological process: regulation of flower development. Gene Ontology annotation, molecular function: protein binding. Lineage: Eukaryota; Viridiplantae; Streptophyta; Magnoliopsida; Solanales; Convolvulaceae. The transcript has 4 exons. Gene Ontology annotation, cellular component: nucleus. Bases 187 to 1053 code for a protein of 288 amino acids.